This is a messenger RNA of Malassezia restricta, 339 nucleotides long. Its product is annotated as EKC/KEOPS complex subunit PCC1/LAGE3. The transcript is spliced from 3 exons. Bases 1 to 339 code for a protein of 112 amino acids. The record is from RefSeq and is a predicted model, not a curated record. Lineage: Eukaryota; Fungi; Basidiomycota; Malasseziomycetes; Malasseziales; Malasseziaceae. Gene Ontology annotation, cellular component: EKC/KEOPS complex.
AUGGCGACAGCGUCGGUGCCCCUGCGGCAUCAUGUAUCUGUACAGCUGCCAUGCCCGACGCGUGAUGUGGCCACGACGAUUCAGCGGGUGAUCCAAGUGGAUAAGGAGCUACGCCCUCACGAUGUGCAAAAGAAGAUGGACAUAGAAGAAGGCGAGAAUGGCACAGUGACGCUGCAUGUGAGGAUGCAUGCGACGACACUUCGACAUCUGCGUCUUUCGCUCAACUCGUUCCUGGACGAUGCCGCCUUGAUUGUGCGCACGAUGGAUACGCUGCGCACAGGCGGCACGGAUCUGCAUACGGGCGCUGUAGAACAAGGGUCGGUAGGGUUGGCUGGAUAG